Messenger RNA from Cucurbitaria berberidis CBS 394.84, 366 nucleotides. RefSeq lists its product as uncharacterized. The transcript has 2 exons. The coding region runs from base 1 to 366 and encodes 121 amino acids. Lineage: Eukaryota; Fungi; Ascomycota; Dothideomycetes; Pleosporales; Cucurbitariaceae. The record is from RefSeq and is a predicted model, not a curated record.
AUGCCUGUUGCUCUCAAACUACGAACCAUCACACGCCCCCUCAUCCAACAGACGCGAAUCUUCCAGUCGACUACUACAUCCAUCAGAAUGGCCUCAUCCAACGAGUACGGACAGGGCAAGUCCCAUGCCACGGGGGAGUCUGCGGUCCCCAACAAGGUCCAGGACGCUGCGCCCAAGGGCCUCGAAGAGGCUCUGCCCGAAGGUGUCCAUCCCACUGGUAGCAACCCCAACAACCAGUCCACCAACAAGUCUCACGCAAAGGAUGGCGGCGACGCAUCGAUUGUCCCCAAGAAGAUCCAGGAGAAGCUGCCCGAGUCGGUCGAAAGGGCUGUACCCAACGCUAUCCACGACACUGGUGACAAAUAA